Molecule: messenger RNA, 652 nt
Organism: Tigriopus californicus
Lineage: Eukaryota; Metazoa; Arthropoda; Copepoda; Harpacticoida; Harpacticidae
Product: ribonuclease kappa-like
Exons: 3
Coding region: 141-431 (96 amino acids)
Molecular function (GO): RNA endonuclease activity
Source: RefSeq, a predicted model, not a curated record
ACAUGAUAACAGCUGCUUGUGGCCUCUGAGUUCUGUUCUGAGUUUGACUGAGUGCAGAUUUUGCAACUUAUCCAAAUCUGACAGGUUCCGUUUAUCUGCCCUGGUCUCCUCCUCCCCCAUCGUGAUUUUCUGACAUCGCCAUGCCUCUGUGUGGCCCCAAACUGUCCCUGUGUGGCGUCAUUCUCAGCGCUUGGGGCAUUAUUCAACUGGCUUUGAUGGGUGUUUUCUUCUGGACCAAUAGCGUAGCCUUUAUCGAGGACAUUCCGCUCAAAGAAGAGUACGAAUCCAAAGAUGAGCUCAUCAACGAUUUAGAGCAAGGCUACCAACAGAACGCCCUGAAUUGUUGGAUCGCUGCCCUUCUGUACUUGGUGACGCUUUGCGUGUCCGUGCAACAGUUCUGGAUGAACAACCGAUCCACCUACAGCGUUUAAUAAUGAUGACAAUUAUGACGCAUAUUCGUAUAUAUGUUGAUUUGCAUUUCGAAUUGUUUUCCCCAUGAUUAACAUCUAGAUUUACCGUAUUCGCUAGAAUAGUUAGUAGCAUCAUCAUCCUUGAAAGACUUUCUUUUGUCAGAUCGAAUCCAUAACCAUGUUGGGAGAAGAUCGCAGUGAUUUGUUCAAUAGGCAUUGAAAUACAUUGACCCCAACCAUGA